This is a messenger RNA of Aspergillus pseudonomiae, 1002 nucleotides long. RefSeq lists its product as uncharacterized. NCBI's taxonomy places the organism in Eukaryota, Fungi, Ascomycota, Eurotiomycetes, Eurotiales, Aspergillaceae. The coding region runs from base 1 to 1002 and encodes 333 amino acids. The transcript has a single exon. The record is from RefSeq and is a predicted model, not a curated record.
AUGACAAGAGCCACCCCUCCACCACGCUUCUGUCUCCUCACCUACCCCCGAACAGGCUCCAAUCUCCUCGUCAAAAUCCUCAACCUCGACAACCAGCCCGCCCUCACCCCUUGCAAGGAUGGCGGGUACUUCUUCGCACGGCUCAAUCUCCUCCGCUACGACAUGGGCUGCGCCGGCGCCCACAUCAAGGACCUUAGCGAAGACCAGCGCGCGAAGGAAACGGCCUGCAUCCAGGAGUGUCUCCAAGCGCUGACCCAGUACGUCCAUGAAGCGGAGCAGCAAAACAAGGGGGUAUUCUUCAAAGAGCAUACGCACAUGAUCAGCCAUCCGGUUGCAAAGACCAAGUUUGUGUUCGGGGCGGAUAGCAUCGACAACGAGGCGGUACUAGCAUCGCAAGAUCAAUCGCCGUACAACCAGACCCUCCUCCCAGACGCGUUUCUCGGGACAUUGAGGCCGACCUUCUUGAUCCGCCACCCGGCUCUGGCCUUCCCGUCGUACUACCGUGCUGCGCGCAAGGCUGACGGGGACCUGUAUCUCCGUUCGGAGCAGGGGAGGCGAGUGUGUCGCAAUAUUAUGACGCUGCGUUGGAGUCGCGAGCUCUAUAAUUUCUACGUGCAGCACUUCCAUGGGACAGAGACCCCCUCCUCCGCUCAGGAAGAGAUUGCCUGGCCUCUCGUCUUGGAUGCAGAUGAUAUUAUGACUAACCCGGCGGUGGUGAUCCGGUUCUGCGAAACUCUGGGAUUAGAUCCUGCGCAACUGCGGUUCCAAUGGGACAAGGACGAGCAGCAGAGACGUCCCGGUAUCAUGGCUUUCCGGUCGACGAUCGACGGGUCUACUGGGAUUGACGUCUCCAAGGCCUCUGGGGAGACCAUCGAUCUUGACGAAAGUGCGAGGCAGUGGAGAGAGGAGUUUGGGGAGGAUGCUGGCCAGAUGAUCGAGAUGUAUGUGCGGGAGACGAUGGCUGACUAUGAGUUCUUGAAGGAGAGAAGGUUGAGAGCUUGA